Neltuma alba is the source of this 1107-nucleotide messenger RNA. RefSeq lists its product as uncharacterized. NCBI's taxonomy places the organism in Eukaryota, Viridiplantae, Streptophyta, Magnoliopsida, Fabales, Fabaceae. The transcript has 5 exons. Bases 85 to 747 code for a protein of 220 amino acids. The record is from RefSeq and is a predicted model, not a curated record.
CCCAGACCCAAAAAAAAGAAGAAGAGGAAAAUACUGCAAAUAUAUGGAAGCUGUUUUGCUGGAAAGCAAGUUCGUGCCUAAUUGAUGGAGGUGAACAAUAGAGACAAAGCGGGGGGAGGCCAAACUCAAGAUGCUUUUCCUAAUCGUAACCCUAGCUCUCCUCAAACCAGAGGAUUCAAGGGAAAAUCUUGUAAAGGAUGCCUGUAUUACUCAUCAGUUCAGAAAUCUAAAUCCAAGAAUCCCACAUGCGUUGGCUUCUCCAGAACGCUUCAGCAAGGUUUUCCGUCUGUGCUCGUACCCUCCUCUGUCGUGGGAGAAACUGAGUUGGAAGCAACAAAAAAGGGCCGCAAUCUUACUGAUUUCAAGUAUGCGUGUGUUGGACACUCUGUCUACAUAGACAACAAAAGUUCUUCAGCUGACCCCCAGGACAAAACAGCAAUAUUGCCCUUUUGCCUUGGUCUGGAGGUGUUGUUAGAUAAAGCACCUUCAUCUGCUGCUGCUGGACAUGUUCAAGCCCCUGCCCAGAAAAAUGAUGAACAUGGAAAUGCUCAACCUCAACCACAACCACAACUACAACCAAGGAGAUAUAAACCUCCAAGCCCCACUAAAGAGGAAUAUUUUAACAGGUUUCUAAGAAAUGCAGACUUGGUUGCAUCAGGCGUUGUGAGAAACUUGUACAGGGUGGGCAGCUACGUGAAGGAUACAGUAGAUGACAUUCUAUCUCCUUAUCGCAGAGGACCAAAGUGAUGCUGAUUGUUUUGACUUUGAUGCCAAAUGAAUUUCAAUUUUGGAUGUUUACAAUUUCUCUCAUCAAAAUCGACGUAUUGAUAUGUUAGGCUUAAAGCAAUACAAGCGACCCUUGUAAUUAUGAGCUGUAAUAAGAGAUUUAUUUCAGUUAGCAGUCAAAUUUUGGGCCAACGAGAAGGGUUGGCGAUGAAAUAGCAAACGCCUGACGUUAUAAUGUCCAAGGAUAACGCCAAAUAAUUUCGAUGGUUGUCGGUAAUUAAGAGGGGUUUCAAACUCCAAUAGUGCAAGCGAUUCCAUGUAUCAGUGUUUUAUGAAUUGCGACGUUUUUUUUAUUAAUAUAGAAGUUAGUAUGAUUUUUAA